CUGCUCGGCUCCCGGCCCCGCGGGCGGGGGAAGGGGAGGAGGCAGAGGCGGUGCCGGCUGCUGCUGCUGCUCCUCGGAGCCUGGUCACAUCGCUGCUGUCUGUGGGAGCCGCACCAUGCACGGCUCGCCCUGCUCGGAGAUGGGAGAUGCGCCUGCGGUUGACAUUGCUGACAUCUAUGAGUCUAUUCGGGAAAGACAGCGUCAUGACAGCGAAAGGUCUACCUGCAGUACAUUAGAGAAGAAUGACAUUGAAGCUGUUGAAGCCCUUGUUUGUAUGAGCUCCUGGGGUCAAAGAGCACAGAAAGGUGACAUAUUAAAGAUAAGACCACUUACACCCUUCUCAGAUUCGGGUGAUUUCACAAUGCACACUGAAGCUACGUCUGAAUUACCAAAGGAUUAUUUAUCUACACUGUGUAUGACCCCUCCGCACAGCCCUGACUUUGUUGAGAUAUCAGCUGCUAUGCUCCUCUCCUCACAAGUCACUUACUCCAAACCAAGAACUGUCAUGGCAAAUACAGCUACCUGUUCAGUCACAUCUGCAACUUGUGUGUCUCCUAUAACCAAGCCAUCAGUCAUAAACAUGGAGAGACAGUGCAGUCAGAAACCAGUGAGAUCUGAAUCCUUUACCCCCCAGCCUUGCAGGGCCAUGGCAACAAGUGUGAUACGUCAUACAGGUGACAGUUCUGCUUACCACUACAUUCCUGCUGUGCAAGAGAAGACAAAGGUAACUUCAGGCUACAGCAGUUCCAAAGAUUGGUGUGGAGCAGAUGACCGAAGACAUUCCAGACUGCCACAAGACACACGUGCUGCUGAUGGUUUAAUUAAAACGUCUCCAGUACCUCAACCAUAUGUGCAUGAGUCCAGUGAUAUUGUGACCAAUAAAGGACAGCUACCAGUCCAGCCUGUUUCACCACAGACCCACUUGCCAAAGAAUUGUGAGAACGACUUGCAAAAAAGAGCUACCUCAGGGACACCUGUCCCUGUUUCAAGCCCCCAAGUUCUCUGUCAAAUGAUCCCUUUAAAUGGACAAACUAGUAUGAUUAAUGCUUAUGUCAAGCCUUCAGCUCCAACAGUUUCAACUCCAGUCAAACCAAUUUUACCACAGACGACAACUCUUUCUCAGCCUGUACUUAUGGGACCUUCUGUGCCUCAGGGGACUGUUAUGUUGGUUCUUCCACAGACUGCUGUCACACAGGCACCACAGUGCCCACAAACAGUAAUGACUGUUGGGAGCACCAAGUUACUGCCUCUUGCUCCUGCCCCUGUGUUUAUAGCUUCUGGUCAAAGCUGUACCCCUCAGAUGGACUUUUCUAGACGGAGGAAUUAUGUUUGCAACUUUCCAGGGUGCAAGAAAACCUAUUUCAAGAGUUCCCACCUCAAAGCCCACCUUCGCACCCACACUGGAGAAAAGCCCUUCAGCUGCAAUUGGGAAGGUUGUGACAAGAAGUUCGCACGCUCAGAUGAACUGUCUCGUCAUCAUAGAACUCAUACAGGAGAGAAGAAGUUUGCUUGUCCUGUGUGUGAGCGUCGCUUUAUGCGUAGCGAUCACUUGACAAAACACACUCGCCGCCAUAUGACCACAAAGAAGAUCCCCAGCUGGCAGACAGAGGUUGGCAAACUAAACCGAAUUGCCACAGCAGAGAAACCGAAAAGCAGCAGUGCUUUGAGUAUGAUCAUCCCCAUGCCAUCAUCUGUCUGUCAGGGCUAGUGUGGGAAAGUACCUUCUCUACAAACUGUCUGAAAGUCAGGAAGAGCUCUGAUGGUUACAACAGAGCUGUCAGUGGCUCGCUUUCCAUGUGUGCCACCUCCCCACUCCCCCACAUUUGUGCAUAUUUCAGUUUCCUUCAGUUUAGGUCCUCAGUUAAUAAUACUGAGGGAAAUCUCUCAUAUCUUUCCUCAAUCCCUUCCCUGUCUCUUUUUUUUGAAGGUUUGGGCAAAUGCAAUCACCAGCACUUCAGGAAAGCAGAACUCUUUGGAAAUUAUUUUGGCAAUAGGUUUAAAAAAAAUCACUUGUAAUGCUGUUAAUAUUUUGAGGGACAGUAGAACAGGAUGAUUUUUAAUUUUUAUAUUAGUAUUUUCUAUACCAAAUAUAUUUUGUAUUUAUUCAUCUUGGUCUGGAUAUGCAGGUACAUUACUGGCCUGCAUUAGUGGGGAUGUGCAGGGUGAGACCCAGGGUUUUGGAAACUACUUUUUAGUAAGCUUGAAGAAUCACAUUCAGAGUAUCUUCAACAGCUUACUCUUUCAAGUGGAAGCCAUUGUUAUUUUUGGUAUACUGGGUGUUCCUGAGUCUGCACUCCACCUGAGCAAAGUUUGGAGGAGCUAGACUGCUCUGAUGGAUGUAGAAGCACAAAUACUUAUCAGAAGCUUUGACACUAAAAAUUAUGCUUUCCUUUCAGUCCUGCUAAACCAGCAUAUGAAAGUCUACUGAAAAAUGCAAAAACAGCAAGACAACCCAUGAAUAAUUAGCUUGGGUCUCUUUAUUAUUUUGAAUACAGGAGAAAUAGAAAAUUAAGUUUUUUUUUUUUUAUGUAUUGUGGAUACUUACGCACCUUAUAGGAAAUUGUUCAAGACUUCCAUUUACCUGUAUCAGAAGCACAGAAGCAGUACUAUUCUGUCUUAAGAAAUAGCCACCAUGUCAACUUGAUGAUGCUCUUGUGGCCUUAUACUUCUCCACAGUACUUUGUAUACAAAAUCACCCUUUUCUAUUAAAUGAGCUAUUCUCCCUGUUGAAUGGAUUUUCUUUUACACCAAGUGUAAAUAUGCCUAAAAAGCAAAAUCACUGGCUGCAGCAGUGCUGUGUUAUAAUAGCAUAGUAUGAGUAAUAAAACAAAAUACCCAUACACAAUCAGACUGCUCAAUUUCAUGUUGCAGAUGGAUAUGUAUGUGUAUCUAUAGCGAGCUGACAGUACAGCUGUAUCACUGUCAGGUACCGGGUGUUAAACAGUUCCUGUUAUCCUGCUAGGAGACAGCACCAUGGUUGCCAGAAUAGAUGUUAACAACUCGCAUGCUUAAUAUUUCUCUAGUUAAUUCCUUCUGGACUUUUCCUACCUUCAGCUAUCCUGCACUGAAGCUCUGUUAGGCUGAGCACUGAUGGAGAUUUUUUUUUUCCCUCCUGGAUAUGUAAAAUGUAGAUAGCUAAGAAUGCACUAUCUAUUGUACUGCGUCAUUGUUCUGAGUAUUGUUUCUCAGUGUUAUCAUUGGAAUAGGUGCAGAUUUGCUGUUUAUAUCGUGCACUUCUCUGAACUGAGCAGAGACUUAUUUCAGUUGAAAGCAAAAUCUGUCAUUAUAUUUACAGCUAAGGCUCUGGUUACAACUACUGGUAACAAGUUUUCAACUGCUAGAGUACUGUGCUAAGUAUACUAAAGUUUGUGCCUGACCUUUAAAAUGUCCAGAUUUUAUUCGGUUGACACACAUUGUAAUCCCACUGACUAGUGUAUGUAUUGGUGAGUGUGUGUGCAUAUGCAAACUCUGCUUUGUACUCUACAAAGGGCUUAGUUAAAACUCCUCUUUCUGAUAAAGUGAAUGCUUGGAGUGUUUGGUUUUGUGUCAGUAUUCAGCUUCCCAAAUUUGUGUGGCAAAGAAAGAGAUCUGUUACACUCUUCUUCGCUCCAUAGUUCCAUAGUGCUAGAAGAUUGCCUUUCGGAUACCAUUUUGGCAUGGUUAUAACUGGUGGGCAGGAGGAAGGAAAAUUUUAAUGAGGGCAUCUUGUCUCAAUCUCGUAGCCAUUUAGACUCCCCCUAACUAACAAUUUUUGGCAUUAUCUGAGCAAAAUUGUUUGGAAACUCUUGUUAUAAUUUAGUAAGUUGUCAUGAUAAUUGGUUGUGUCAUGAGGAGGAAAUGACGAAGAAUAUGGAAUUUCAUCAGUUUCUUUAUCAUGGCACACACAUGCCAUACAUACUUCUAUGACUCCUGCUGUUAGGUUUAUCUGACCUGUGAUUCCUUACAGCCUGUUUGUGAGGUGUGUGGGGCAUGUGUUGCUCUUAUCUGUAUCUGGGACAUGCAGGUCUCUUUCUUGUGAAUGUGCAUGAAUAACUAAGCCACAGUGUGGCUGUGUCUGCUCUCAGUUUACUCUUUCUGUUCCUUCUUGCUGUGUAAGGGUUAUUUAUGGAUUAAGCAUGGCUGGGAUAACUGCUCCCUUUGCACUUUAUUGCCUGAACAACAUUGUUCAGUCUUUUUAAUUUGAGCCUAUAUUU
Molecule: messenger RNA, 4193 nt
Organism: Rhea pennata
Lineage: Eukaryota; Metazoa; Chordata; Aves; Rheiformes; Rheidae
Gene: KLF11
Product: KLF transcription factor 11
Exons: 4
Coding region: 116-1708 (530 amino acids)
Biological process (GO): regulation of transcription by RNA polymerase II
Molecular function (GO): DNA-binding transcription factor activity, RNA polymerase II-specific; RNA polymerase II cis-regulatory region sequence-specific DNA binding
Source: RefSeq, a predicted model, not a curated record